UUCGGAUGCUGCCAUCCACGUGCAUGGCCAAGGUCAUCCCCGUAACUUCACCUUCCCAGAAAAAGCCUGACAGCGAGAGUGAUUCAUUCAACCGCAAUGAGAUCAGGCCAAAAGGGCAACAACCCAACUCAGGGAAACGCCCCCGGUGAGCCAAAACAUAGCUCUCUUACUGACACGUGGAGAUUAUUCAUUGGUUUAAGAGCUAGAGUCCACUCUGUCCUAAGUUAGCAGGGGCCUGGGAAGGGGGAGACAAGAUGGCCUGUAGCCGGUUAUUUUUUUUUUCUUUUGUUCUUUUGGAGUGCUUAAAAAAUUCAAUGGCUGUUAUUGCUUCACUCUCCUAGGAGAAAAAUAUACUAAUUUUCUCCUUGGGAGUAAAAGACAGCAUUAACUACCAACUGGAAAUGAAAUACACUGCGCUGCCUCCAUUUUUCCCUUCUUUCUCUCUCUCUCUCUCUCUGUUUUUGUCUGCUUUUUGUUUCUCUUCUCUCUUCCAAAGGUACGUUUUUGCUUUUGUUUAACAGGAAAAAGUUGAUUGGUUUUUGUGAAAGGGCUUUGAUUUCCUUGCUUCUCCUUGUUGACCCUUUAGUAUUGGUUAACUGUUGCUGUCACUAAGUUCAAUAUUCUUCUCUCCUUUUCUUAUUCAUUGGGUUUUCUCGAAGCCUGGGGUGGUUAGAACUUAGGCUUAUAGGUGAAUUUUGCUAAAUCUCUUUGGUUUGUUCUUCUCUGAUUACUUCUGCAAAAUGUGGAAUUUGUUAAUGGUCCUUUGAAAGUUCUAAGCUUUGAUUAUAUUUUGGAGUUGCUUUGUGUGCUUCAAUAGCUUUUUGGGAUAUAAAGAGUUUGAAUAAUUGGAAACAAGGAGGUUAACCUAUAGAAAAGACAAUUCUCUGUUUCUGAAAAUAACUUCAGUGCAGUUUGCAAUUGUGUUUUUCAAGUUUGGGAUUCUUGUUGGGGUUAUCUGCUAGAAUAUAGAUGGUUAUGGAUCCUAGGUUUAGAGGGUUUUCUGGUUUCCAACUGAGGAAUCAAACCGUGUCUGUAUUUCCGAGUCAACCUGCAUCAGUUUUUCCGAAUCAGAACUCUGUUGCCGGUCCCAGAUUCCAGAACACCUACAUAGAUCACAACUUUAGGGAAUUUGAUUACCACCCACCUGAUCCAACACCAAGUAAUAUGGCACCUAUUUCAAGUUUGAGCCAUGAGGAAGAUCCGUCCGAAGACUGUGAUUUUUCCGAUUCAGUUUUGAGAUACAUAAACCAUAUUCUCUUGGAAGAAGAUAUGGAGGACAAGUCAUGUAUGCUUCAAGAGUCUUUGGAUCUUCAAGCUGCUGAGAAAUCAUUUUAUGAUGUCCUUGGCAAGAAGUACCCACCUUCACCUUCCGCUGAACAGAACUCUACUUUUGUUUAUGAAAGCGGGGAGAACCCUGAUGAUAGUUUCGUUGGAAAUUAUAGUAGUUAUUUCAGUAGUUGCAGUGAUGGUAGCAGCUACGUUGUUGACACUGGGCGGAUGCAAAAUUUGGGUGAUUAUAGUACCACUCAGGCACAAAGUCUUCCUGUUUCUGGCAUGUCUCAAUCAUCGUAUAGCUCUUCGAUGGCUAGCAUAGAUGGGCUGAUAGAGUCUCCAAAUAGUACUCUUCAGGUCCCUGAUUGGAAUGGUGAAAUCCAUUCCAUUUGGCAAUUCAGAAAGGGGGUUGAGGAGGCCAGUAAAUUUAUUCCAGGAAGCGAGGAGCUUUUUGGUAACUUGGAGGUCUGUGGAGUGGAAUCACAGGAGUCCAAAGGGUGGACUAGUGGUUUGGUUGUAAAGGAAGAGAAAAAAGAUGAAGGAGAGUACUCACCUACUGGUUCAAAGGGAAAGAAGAUUUCUCGCAGAGACGAUGUAGAAACUGAAGAAGAGAGGUGCAGCAAGCAGGCAGCAGUUUAUUCAGAAUCCAUUGUGCGAUCAGAGAUGUUUGAUAUGGUGCUGCUCUGUAGUUCGGGGAAAGCUCCAACUCAUUUUACAAAUCUUCGUGAGUCCUUGCGCAAUGGAACCAGUAAAAAUGUGCGGCAGAAUGGACAGUCAAAGGGACCUAAUGGUGGAAAAGGCCGUGGUAAGAAGCAAAAUGGGAAAAAAGAGGUGGUGGAUUUGAGAACGCUCCUGAUUCAUUGUGCGCAAGCAGUUGCAGCUGAUGAUCGUAGGAGUGCAAAUGAAUUGCUAAAGCAAAUCAGACAACAUACGUCUCGAUUUGGAGAUGGAAAUCAGAGAUUAGCUCAUUGCUUUGCUGAUGGUCUCGAGGCACGCUUGGCUGGUACAGGUAGCCAAAUCUAUAAAGGCCUUGUCAGUAAGAGAACUUCUGCUUCUGAUAUCUUGAAAGCUUACCUUCUACAUGUUGCUGCAUGCCCUUUUAGAAAGGUUUCUCAUUUCAUCUGUAACAAGACAAUCAAUGUUGCAUCAAGAAAGUCGAUGAAGCUUCACGUCAUAGAUUUUGGUAUUCUUUAUGGUUUUCAAUGGCCCACCCUCAUUGAGCGGCUUUCUUUGAGAUCUGAAGGGCCUCCAAAGCUUCGGAUUACUGGAAUAGAUUUUCCACAACCUGGUUUUAGGCCAGCUGAGCGAGUUGAGGAAACAGGACGGCGUUUAGCAGCUUAUGCCAAAGAGUUCAAGGUGCCAUUUCAGUACAAUGCCAUAGCAAAGAAAUGGGAUAACAUUCGAGUUGAGGAACUUGACAUUCACGAGGAUGAGUUUGUUGUUGUUAACUGUCUGUAUCGUGCUAAGAACUUGCUUGAUGAAACUGUGGCAGUAGACAGUCCAAGAAAUAUUGUUCUCAAUCUGAUACGGAAGAUUAAUCCAAAUAUUUUCAUCCAUGGGAUUAUGAAUGGGGCCUAUAAUGCCCCAUUCUUUGUCACACGGUUCCGAGAGGCUUUGUUUCAUUUCUCUUCAAUGUUUGAUAUGCUUGAAACUAUUGUGCCCCGUGAGGAUUGGGAGAGGAUGCUGAUUGAGAAAGAGAUUCUUGGCAGGGAGGCCUUGAAUGUUAUAGCUUGUGAGGGCUGGGAGAGAGUGGAGCGGCCUGAGACGUUCAAGCAGUGGCAUGCCCGUAAUCUGAGGGCUGGGUUUGUGCAGCUGCCAUUUGGAAGGGAGAUAGUCAAGGGGGCAACUGAAAGAGUGAGGUCAUUCUACCACAAGGAUUUUGUAAUUGAUGAAGAUAGCCGCUGGCUGUUGCAAGGAUGGAAGGGAAGAAUAAUUUACGCCCUCUCUGCUUGGAAGCCUGCUUAAGGAGCUUAAAUUUCAAAGUCUGCCUUUCUUCUCUUUGGGUGCUCUGACAGGAAAAAUUAGGAAAACUAAGUCAUGCUAAGAGAAGCUGAUGGUUAUCUGGUUUACUUCUAGAAGACUGACAGUAAUUAGAACAUCAACAACUUGAAGAACUGGAAAGUGUACACAGCGCUGAUUUGUUGUAUCUUAGCUGACCUCUUGUGGUUCCGUAGGCAACUUGACGACGAGGGAAAGAACUGUAAAAUACAUAUGAACAUGUUUACAGUUAAACUUGUAGAAGUAGACAUUCUAUGAUGCAAGCUACUGUGAAAUUUGCAAAAGCCUGCAUUUUUUCAAAGGUUUUUGCAGCUUCUUUCCAUCUUUUUAUGUCUUUGUAUUUGUCCAAAAUUCUGAGCAAAUUGUAUCAAAAAGCACUGAUAACAUUUGGGUU
Messenger RNA from Theobroma cacao (cacao), 3664 nucleotides. RefSeq names its product GRAS family transcription factor. The record is from RefSeq and is a predicted model, not a curated record. Lineage: Eukaryota; Viridiplantae; Streptophyta; Magnoliopsida; Malvales; Malvaceae.